AUGCAAGUCCAAGUUGGAACAACAAAUUUGAAUCAUUCAACUCCCACAAAGUCUUCAAAAAGAAAUCAAUUGAAAAAGUGGUUUCAUUCAUUUUAUGAUAAACCAUUAGAUGACACACCUAUAUCUCAAUUGCCAACUGAGUUCAUUGAUAUAUCGCUUGACAUCGAUAACAGUUCAAGAAACUUGGCAAGUGAUAAACAAUCUAAUGACAACUCAAUAUUGCCAGAUCAAUAUAAUAAAACUAGUAUAAGAAAACAUUUGAAAAAGAAUUUCCAUAAAUUUAAAUUAUCAAACAAUUAUUCUAACGCAGUCAAUGAUGUAAAUAAUAAUAGCACAGAUAUAGAAGAUUAUAUAAAAAAUAUGAAAGAACCCUCUACAUGUUUUGAUAAAUAUCACACAAACACAAAUGACUUAAAUGAAUUGUUUGAUCAUUCGAUGGGUAGAGUGUUUUCCGGCAAUAUUUUAAAUGAAUCAUCUGUGUUCCAAAACUAUUAUUCUAGACUCAAUGCAAAACAUUUCCAUUAUCAAUAUUUUAAUGACAGAAAAAAUGAGUACUCUGACAUAAAGGAGUAUAAGAAUUUAAGAUUUAUCUCAAUAGAUGAAACUAUGUUAAAUGCAACUUCAGGGAACCCACCAAUAAUAAUGAAAGAUAAUGAUUCUUCCCUUGAUAAUUCAGAUAAAUUAGAUAAUGGUAAAAUAAACAGUAAAUCCGAAAGCGAUGUCAAUAGUCAAAAUAAUGAAGAUGUAGAUAAUCCAAUUUAUGACUCAGAUAAAAGUACAAAAGAACUAGAACCCGAGACAGGAUUUAAUUCUAUUAUUAAAACACCCAAUAAAUAUCUUACAGGUACAAAUGACAUAGAGAACGCUAAGUCUGAUAACAAAAUUGAAGCUAAAGAAAAGUAUGUCGAUGAUAUUAAUUCAUAUAUGCUUGAUAGUAUACCAUCAUCUAAAGCCCAAACCCAUUCAGGUAUUCAAAAAAUUGGCAAGGACCUGUCAGAUUCCGAUGAAUUACCUAAGCCAGAUUAUUAUAUAUUUAACUCAACUGAAUCACCAGACUCAGGAGAUUCAAAAGAGGGAUAUAGUGAUACAGAAACCAUGCAAUUAAGAAUAUCAAAUGCAGCUAAGAGAUGUUCUUAUGAUGUAAGCAGUGACACAUUAACUAUACAUGUAGUUAAAAACGAGUUAAUCGAUGAGCCUGCUCAAAGAGACGCUAUAUCACUAAAGGAUAAAGAAUCCAACGAAGUUGAAAUAAUAGACUCUCAGUUCAGUGGGGUUAGUCCUUGGAACCCUGAGUUCAACGAUGAUUUAAAUUAUUUCCAGGAUAAAGUUAUUCAAGAUAUAGAGAAUAAAAGAAAUUUACAUGAAAAGAAAUUCAUCAUUUCUUAUUAUUAA
Tetrapisispora phaffii CBS 4417 is the source of this 1392-nucleotide messenger RNA. RefSeq lists its product as uncharacterized. Lineage: Eukaryota; Fungi; Ascomycota; Saccharomycetes; Saccharomycetales; Saccharomycetaceae. The record is from RefSeq and is a predicted model, not a curated record. Bases 1 to 1392 code for a protein of 463 amino acids. The transcript has a single exon.